This is a messenger RNA of Centropristis striata (black sea bass), 3877 nucleotides long. RefSeq names its product protein tyrosine phosphatase non-receptor type 22 (gene ptpn22). Gene Ontology annotation, biological process: peptidyl-tyrosine dephosphorylation. The coding region runs from base 543 to 3095 and encodes 850 amino acids. The record is from RefSeq and is a predicted model, not a curated record. NCBI's taxonomy places the organism in Eukaryota, Metazoa, Chordata, Actinopteri, Perciformes, Serranidae. The transcript has 27 exons. Gene Ontology annotation, molecular function: non-membrane spanning protein tyrosine phosphatase activity. Gene Ontology annotation, cellular component: cytoplasm; nucleus.
AGGUCGGGAGCAGUCUUGAGCUGUAGUAAAGACAGAGAAAGCAAGAUGGAGACUAGAAGUGAGGACAAGAUAAGCCCUCCGCCACUCCUCUUGUGUGUCCUGAAUGCUGUCCAACAGGCUAGACUGCCUUCUUUUGCACUCUGACUGACAGUUGUUCGUAGAUGUUUAUAUGCAUAAAUGUGUGGCCCACUCUGUUUGUGGGUGUUGUCCUCCUGGUCCCUCUGCGACGAUGUCACGCAAUGAAACACCCGGGUGACUUUAGGACCCAGCAAGAGACACCCAGGGGGCGCGGCAAUAUUUUUAAUCUGACCACAGAACCUGUUAGCUUACUCUUGCUUCCUCUAAGACAGUUCACACGUUCCCUCACAAUAGUUCCUUGAUGUGACAGUUGCAAUAGAGAAGUGCUCUGUGCGGCGGCAACAGAAGCACCACAGCCCUGAACCCAAGCCUCGGCGACCUUAAUCCAUGACCCCUGGACGAGGACCUUUGUGUCCUGACAUGCCUGUGAAAGGUGCACUAUCCCAGGCAGUGUAUAGCCAGCCAUGGAGCAGCAGGCAUGGAUACUAAGAAGCUUCCUGGCCCAGCAGGAGAGACAGGAGGCUGCGGACGAGCAGGCACCGAAUGGCAUUGCCGGGGAGUUUGCGAGGUUGAAAAGCCAGUCAACUAAGUACCGCACUGACAGGACCUUUCCCAGCAAGACAGCGGAGAAGCAGGAGAACAUCAAGAAGAACCGAUACAAGGACAUUGUGCCCUUUGACCACACCAGAGUAAAACUCACCUUCACCACAGUUAAAAAUGACACAGAAUACAUCAACGCCAGUUUUAUCAAGGGAGUGUCAGGUUCCAGGGCCUACAUCGCGACUCAGGGACCUCUGCCUCACACAGUGCUGGACUUCUUGAGGAUGCUUUGGGAGUACAAUGUACAGGUGGUAGUGAUGGCCUGUCGAGAGUUUGAGAUGGGAAAGAAAAAGUGUGAGCGCUACUGGCCACAGAAACAAGAGCAGCCGUUUUUUUGUGACCCUUUUACAGUUUACUGUGAUUCUGAGGAAAAUAAAGGAGAUUAUCUGACAAGGACGUUAAGGGUGACUUAUCGCAAUUUUAGCCGAACUUUGCUACAGCUGCACUAUGUCAACUGGCCAGAUCACGGUGUGCCAGACACAAUCCAGCCCAUUCUGGACAUGUUGCAUGAUAUGCGUUCCUAUCAAGACCAUGAUGAUGUCCCCUUUUGCAUCCACUGCAGUGCUGGCUGUGGCCGGACAGGAGUCCUGUGUGUCAUUGAUUACACUUGGAACCUCCUCAAGAAACAGAUGAUCCCUCCAGAUUUCAAUAUCUUUGACUUAGUCUUAAACAUGAGAACCCAGAGGCCUUCGUUGGUUCAAACCAAGGAACAAUAUGAGCUGGUGUACAGAACAAUCAAGUUGCUGUUUCAGAGAUAUCUCCAGUCCAUGGAUGCACAGACCCGCAGAAAUGAGGUGACAAUGGUCCCGUCCGCUAUCAUGCCUGACACUGAAAGCGAGCUCUUUGACCCGGAACAUCACAUUGCACCGAGAGCCAAUGACAUGCAGAGGGACCAGGAGCAAUGGCACAUACUCCGGACCCUUCCUGAGGCUCUGGCCGGCACCCAGGACCUGCGGGAGGGACACAGGGCGUCACCCCAACUGGUGCGUAGCGGCCAAAGAAGCCCUGCAGCAGAGGAGAGGAUACAGGGGAGCGAUGACAUACCGUCACUGAACCCUCCACCAUCACCGGCUGUGGCAGCAGCUAUUUGUAUGAUGGUGGAAGACCCUUACUUUGACACUCCAAUGAGCUCGCCUUCAUCAGAGGAAGCACCAAUGGACUCUACUGAGGCGGGUAAACAAUGGACAGAUAUUCCCACCUUCAACACGCCCUCAUUGUGUCUGAAUGACCAGACUCUGAAGCUCAACUCUCCUGCCUCAGGUACUCUAAAUGCUGUGUUUGUCUUAAAGAGCACAAGUUUUAUUUGGUUGAUAUUUGCAUUAAUGGAUGUGUAUUUUGUAGAUACUGUUGAAGCCCAUACAGAUGAGGAGGCAGCUCCUCCCCUACCUCAGCGAACCCCUGAAUCCUACGUAAUGGCUGUAGAAGCAGGUCCCCCUGAAAUGUUAAUGGUUAUAAUUCCACCCAAUGCUGCUGCUGAGGCUGUCAGACAGCUGGGAGCCGGUCCCCCCUCUCCUGUCCCCCCACUUCCAGAGAGAACUCCAGAAUCAUUUGAGUUGGCCCUCGAGCAAGCUCCUGUGGAACAGAGGGCGGAGGACAAACCAGCGGUGAACCUUCACAGACUAGGAAUGUCUUCAGAAUGGUUCGGUGACUCAAAGCCAGCUGCUGCCGCUGCAUCUCAGAAUGAGACCAAACCUUUUAUGAGGAGUAAGAGUCUGAAAACAAAAAUGACCUUUACAGUGCAUACAACCCAUCAUGAUGUUGCAUCAACUACAACUCCGAACCUCCACCCUUACUGUCCACCUCUGGAGCCGCUGACUCCUCCGCUGCUUCCUCAAACUGAGGAGAGCCUGACUCCUCCACUUCCUGACAGAACCCCAGAGUCCUUCAUUCUUACAACAGAGGAGAUUCACAGGCAAACCGCCCUCUGCCCACAGCCCAUAGCAACAGCACAGCCCUCGCCGAGGGUCGGCUUAUCAUCUGAGUGGGAUGGCACCUCUCAGCCUAAGAAAUUCCUCGACGUUGUCAUGUGUAGGAGCAAGAGCGUUCGAGCUAAAGGUUCCAGACCAGAGUCCUUUACUGCAGUUCGCCAGUUUGCUCCACCUCCUGUGGUCGUGGCUGGAGCAGGAAGUGCACCUGUGGGGGUGCAUGAUGUGAACCGCAGACCCUCCCUGAACACUGAGCCAUCAGGAAACAAAUCAGACAAAAGCAUUGAGAAGGGCAUGUCUCGAACACGGAGUCUGAAGUUUUUUAGACAUAAACAAAAACCUAAAACUGCCCCUCCACCACCUCCUACUCAAACUGGAGCUCCACCUGCAUCAUAUGGGGCCUCUUCUUCAGUGUUCAAAUUUGGAUUUGGGAACCGUUUUGGAAAGCCAAAAGGACCCAGGAGUUACCCAGAGUCUUGGUUUAACAUUUAGAGAGUCACCUUUCUUUAAAAAUAAAAAAUGGACAUAUUCUUCUUAUGAUAAUCAACAUAUUAAAUUGCAUCGCUACAGGAUAUGGACAGUUGGAAGUGGAAGUUUAUUACAGGUCUUACAGGGGACCUGAACAGCACUGAAAGCCGCUUCUCUUUGUCUCACACAGCACAGUAGCACCCUCACUAGAGAACAGGAAGUGCUUUGUUACCAGCUCUAAUGCACUUUUUACAGUACUGUACAGCUGUUGUUGAUCAGUGCCUUAUUGAACAACAUCCACUUGGACCGAUGACUUGAAUGUUAAAUUAAAAACUCUCUUUUUGCUUGAAGCGUUUUGUGACUCUGCAGUGAGUAGUCAUGCGCUUCUUUCUUUAAAGCUCAAAGCAAUGCAGUCUAACUUGGUGUUGAGGAAUAUAUUUAGUUUUGUAUGUGUCUGCGUUUGUGCUUUUGGCAUGAAACAAGAAAACGGGUAAAACAUUGAAUCUCAGUAAAUCACUUUUUCUACUAUAGGAACAACAAACUUAACAUCAUUCAGGGUACUAUGUAUAGUCAUAUACUUUGGUUUUUCUGCCAAAAUUGACACACAUUUGUAGUUUUUAAAUUAUUUUCAAAACGCAUCAUCUUUAAAAAGAUCAUCAACAUUUUAUAAGGAGAUCUUGAGGUACAGUGAAUGUGAUGUAUACUGAAUAUGGACAUGAUGCUACUGUAUAGUUAAACCGUGUUGCAUACACGGUUUACACAGAAUAAUUUAUUAAAAAAACAAAAAAAAGUCUAUGCAUUCUAAU